This is a messenger RNA of Lactuca virosa, 1165 nucleotides long. Lineage: Eukaryota; Viridiplantae; Streptophyta; Magnoliopsida; Asterales; Asteraceae. The record is from the annotation of a GenBank genome assembly.
CACUAAUCUCUCUCAUCCUCUGCUUUUUCCCUCAAUAAUCUCUCUCCCAUUCCCAUUCUCUCCCUAAAUUCAAUUCAAACCCUCACCAGAUCUCUCUGAUUAUCUAUCGCUCAUCGGAAAAAUGGCGUUGUCGGCGCGUGACCAGAAUGUCUACAUGGCCAAGCUCGCAGAACAGGCGGAACGGUACGACGAAAUGGUUGAAUUCAUGGAGAAAGUCACCGAUGAACUCACCGUCGAAGAACGGAAUCUCCUUUCCGUUGCCUAUAAGAAUGUGAUCGGCGCUCGGCGUGCUUCCUGGCGUAUCAUCUCGUCGAUCGAGCAGAAAGAGGAGUCGCGUGGUAAUGAGGAUCACGUGACUGUGAUCAAGGACUACAGAUCGAAGAUCGAGGCGGAGCUCUCGAAAAUAUGCGACGGUAUUUUGAAGCUGCUUGACUCGAGACUCAUUCCUUCAGCAUCUUCAGGUGAUUCAAAGGUGUUUUAUCUUAAAAUGAAGGGAGAUUAUCAUCGUUACCUUGCUGAGUUUAAAACCGGCGGUGAACGUAAAGAGGCCGCCGAGAGCACUCUCACUGCCUACAAGUCCGCUCAGGAUAUUGCGAACACCGAACUUGCCCCAACACACCCGAUUCGCCUUGGACUGGCUCUCAAUUUCUCUGUGUUUUAUUAUGAGAUUUUGAACUCUCCAGAUCGAGCUUGUAACCUUGCGAAACAGGCCUUUGAUGAAGCAAUCGCUGAGUUGGACACAUUGGGUGAAGAAUCCUACAAAGAUAGCACUUUGAUCAUGCAACUCCUCCGUGAUAACCUCACUCUUUGGACCUCUGAUAUGCAGGAGGAUGGAGCUGAUGAGAUUAAGGAAGCAGCUCCAAAGCAAAGUGAAGAACAACAACAGCAAUCCGAGGAAGAGGAAGAUAAUGAUUACUUUGUUGAUGAUGCUCGUGAUCUUCAAAAGGAUUGUGAGGAUGGAAAGGGUGAUGAGGAGGUGGCGAAUUCUUUUAAUGUGGAUAACACUCCAAAUUUAGUCGAUAGAGGAGCGAGUUUUGUAGAUAGAAAAUGUCGGUUUUUUCAAACUAAGGUGGAUAGAUGUUCUGAAGAUGGUGGGGGCAAAAUGUUGAGUAGGAUACACCAACCCCGGUUGGUUCCCCGCGGCAGUCGUCGGUUAGGCCCGUGA